CAUACAACCACUGAACGUGGUAACGGCAACACGUUCAAUCGGAUAAAUCGGUCUGGGCAAUAUUCGCCGGGUUUCCAUCGUAUAUUUCACUUCUUAUUUUCAUUUGGUCUGUUCGAUCCAAACACACUCAAUUCCCAAGCGAUACAAAACGUACGAACAAAAUAAUAAAAAGGCGGUAGAGCAAGUGUUUGGUGUGUCGAAUAUAUUCUCUGAGAGAAUACCCCGAAACAAUACCAAGUUCCGACGAUAUUCGAAUGCAAGAGGUAAAUGGGUAGGAGGCGAGGAUAUCUGAAUGUAUGUAAACUAGAUGAGUGAUUGAAAUAAACAACUGUGUAAACAUCGAAGCAGGCAAUGUUGCUGCUUUUGUUGCGACUGCUGCCGCUGCCACUGCUGCUGGUCGAACUGUCUGAUAGCGUCGAGUGAGGGUAGGUCGGUUUUACGAAACGACAACAAAUGCAGGCUCUCUGUGCCAAUCGGGUGCGUAUAACUGUUGUAUGUUGUCUGUUGUUGGUGGGUGUGUUUGUGCGUUUUCGGUGAAUAAACAAGAUUUUGCACAGAGCCACAACAUUGCGAACCGGAGGAAAUUCCAAUAGACGCAUUCAGUCGCGUUGCAAACGUCGACACAGCCGGUUAUGUGUUGCGGAAAAUAAAACGGCAAAGGAAAUAUAAAACUGGAAAAACUACUUUUAUUCUUUGAAGAAAAUGGAUUUGUAAUGUUUGUGGAGAAAAAUUAAAAAAAAAAAUAUUGAAAAAAAAACUAUUUGAAACAAUUGUCAAAAAAUUGUGAACCAUAGAAAAAAUUGAAUUGUAAAAUACUGAAAAUAAAAGGUUUCUGAAACAAUUGUGGCGUUACCAAAAGAAUACAUGUGCACCCAAAAAUUUGAAAGAAGUUUAGCAUCGCUCAAGGUUGUGUAUUCGUUCGACACGUGCUAAGCAAAUAACGGUUCAUCAUUUUGCAAGUCAAUUUGUGCAUGCCGCUUUCAUUGUGUGUUCGGCAGACACUGCAUACACAUGUGUGUGUGUUGGUGUACGUAUCCUAUUGUGUAUCUUCAGCCUGACUCUUCCGGUGUAACUUCUAUACCAUUCAAACGCGUCCCCUUUAAACAGUGUAUAAACAUGACUACAUCGUAAACGCGUGUGCUUUGUAAAUCCGCGUCUACUUCAUUUCUUCUUGUGUUUUGUUUACAUUUUUUGUUGCCUUGUUUUGUUUAUGUUGACACAGUCUGUGAGUGAAAACAACAACAAUUACCGCCACAACAAUAUUCUUGAGCAGUGAUACAACGACUCGGAAAGUUUUCUUUAAUUACUUGGCAAUUAAUAGGCUUAUAUACGAUUUCAAAACAAAUACAUAUAAUUACAAAAGAAACAAACUUCAAAGAUAUUUAUUGGCGCGUCAAUAACAAAAGAAAUCGAAACUUGCAAUUUAAGAUAACAGAAAUAAUAAAUUCGUUUUGGAUACGUUGUGAUUGAAUCGAUUCAGUUAUUAGCCAUGAUGGCUCUCGACGGCAAAACAAUCAUAAAAGAGGAAAUAACAGACAAGGACGCCUAUGAGGCAGCAGCAUCCGCAGCAAAUUCCACACGCAGAAAUAAAGCCACAUCAAACUCUUCCAGCAGCAGUAAAGAUUCCACCAGCACCAACAACUCCAACGGUAGCAAUUCCAAUUCAGCCACAAAUCCCACCGGUUCAUCUUCGAAUUCUCGAUCUUGCCGUACACCCGAUUCUCCAGAAUCGGCCAGAGCGAUAGCGCCCCGCUCACCAAUGUCUCCGCAGCUGCAUCAACAUCACUCCAGUUUAGCUCCACCGCCAAGACCGAAUCGUAAUGCGAGUGCAUCGCCGGUUAUAAAUGGAGCAACAACAACACCGCCGCCACCACCAACGCAAGCAACAAACGCACAACAAACAGCCAGCCAGGCCGCUGUGGCAGCAGCUGCUGCGGCCGCGGCCCAUGUGGAACAGGCUCGUCUGCUGGGUAAGAUACGUAAAUUUCUUGGCUCCCUGGUCCAACUGGCUCAGGAUGUCCAUCCUGAGGUGAGUGAUCGGGUGAGGGCUUUGGUCAUAUCGCUGGCCAGUGGUGGUAUUAAUAUCGAUGAGUUUCGCAUGGCCCUGCAGGAGGCCAUUAAUUUGCCGUUAAGGCCCUAUGUCAUUCCACUUUUGAAGAAUCACGUUUCCCUGUUGCAACGGGAAAUUGCCGCCCUGGCAAGGGCCACCAAUCAGACCACUCUCCAGUAUGUAACCAGCAAUGAAAGCACAGUCAUGGAAUUCUCUCCCCAUGGUCCGCCGGCUGAGUACAGCGAUAUUUUUGUGCAAAUUGAGGGCCAGCCCAAUGGCAGUGGCGGCGCCACAAGUUUGGUAUUCAAGCGAAGACCUUCCGAUACUCUAAUGGAACCACAUGGCCACAAUGGCGCCCAAGAGUGGAGUGAUUACAUGGCCGCCUAUCCACCACCCAAACGUAUACAUACCCACAAUCCUCAUGCACCGGCGCCUGAAUCUCGCAUCCCAUUCGCCUCGGCUCAACCCACCAUCUUUGAUUAUUCCGCCACCGGGGUGGCAGCUGCCCAGUCAGAUGGACCCUUCAACAAUUUAAUGGAAAAGGCAAAUCAUCGAGAUGAACGGGAACUACGUUCUUCGGUGCCGCAAGAGCCAGCUGCCCAUCGGCCGCUGGCACGCAAUGUUAUGCCAGCCGCCAGUAGUGGUCCGGGCGGAGGAGCUCCGGGUGGUAGUGGACCCAUGCAGGGUGAGGAGGAAUGGAAAAAUAUUCACACCAUGUUGAAUUGUAUCUCUGCCAUGGUGGACAAGACAAAGCGAGCCAUAACCAUACUACAGCAGAGAGGGGUGGAACCACAGCAGCCGAGUUAUGGAGAAGUUACGCCAGCAACGUUGAUGGAAAUUAGGCGACAAACUGAGGAGAAGGUAGCCGAAUUCAAGAGGAAUGCUGAAGAUGCUGUCAAUCAAGUCAAACGCCAAGCCGUAAUUGAAAUUCAAAGAGCCGUGGUAGCUGCCGAAACCCGGGCAGCCGAGGUAAUGGCCCAGGAACGUUUGCGCAUGGAAAAAUUCUUCGUUGAAAUGAGUCGACAUUCCGGCAGUGAACGUGAAUUGGACAACAAAUCACCCUCCAUUGGUUCUAGUCAAAAUGCUUGUUGGAAUUGCGGUCGCAAGGCAACAGAAACAUGCUCCGGCUGUAAUUUAGCCAGAUAUUGUGGUGCAUUUUGCCAGCAUAAGGAUUGGGAACAUCAUCAUCAGAUUUGCGGCACCACCCGAACAACAGAUCUUUCCACCAAACAUCCAUCUCAAGUUAUACCCCUGUCGGCGACAAUACGCGGUGCCGUCACCCGCUCGCCACCCACACCCGUACAGUCAACCGGCCAUGGACCAGCGCAGACGAGUCAAGCCACCAGCAGUGCAGCAUCGGCACCGCAGCCGAGUUCAUUGGUAGCCAAUGGCAUUGGUUCCAAAUGACGUAUUCGCAUGAUGAAACCCAAAAAGAAGUACAUGUGCUAGUCAAAUUACUACAACUACUAUUACUAGAAUUACAAUUAACAAAAAGAAAAUAAGAAGAAGAAGAAAGAAAAAGCCCCGCCCCCAACAUUGACAACCAUGUCGAUUCUCUGCAAAAAAAGAAAAACGGAUUAACUUACUUAAAACAUUAAAAAAAUUAAUACAAUUAAAAAUAAUUCCGACAUAAACACAACACACCCACACAAGCCCAAUUAAUGAUCUUAGAACAUUAAAGAAAUUAAGAAUUUUUAAAUCAAAUUAAUAUUUAAAAGAGAAAAUUAUUUGAAGAAGUUAAAACAAGAGAAAGAAAUACAUAAGUAAAUUAUAAUGCUCCCAAAAAUAGUCUUAACCAGCCCUCCCCCAGAAUACAACAAUAAAACUAAGCGAAGAGAGAGUGGGAUGUAUCCAGGAAUGAAACUUUAUGACUUCGCCCUUGGGCUCUUAAUGAGAGAAAACACACACAAUUACAAUUCUGUGUGUGUAUUCUCACCAUCGAGCAUACUUUCAUGAUAUUCGAGAGACAGAGAAAUUAACUCUCUAAAAUCUCAAAUAAUAGCAUAUUCUCUUUUAUUAAAAAAAGAUAAAAAACUUAAAUCUCAUUGGAAUCUUGAAGGUAGAAGCCUUUGUCAUAAAAUUUCAUUUCAGAAUUGUUUAUACAACUCUCUCUCUCUCAUAACUCAAAAACUAUCUGUCAAUUUUGUGGUCCUAUCCCCCAAGGACUAGUUGUCAGACUUACAGCAAACCAAAAACAGAGAAUUUAAUUAAUCAAUUACAGAUAUAAACUUCAUAAUUGCAGUUACGAACAGAAAGAAAGAAAAACUAGAAUUAGAUGUGGUAAAAAAUAUCUCUCAUAUUUGUUUAAAAUUUCUGAGUUUUGAAAUAUUUUCUUAAAGAAUUUCGAAAAUUUAUCUCAAUUGGAGAAGAGAGAGAACUCUUUAGAUUGUAUGCAAAUAUGAUUUUGUAGAGGGAACAUUUCACUCUUCUUGCAAUCAGGCCAUGAGAGAGAGCGAGAGAGUGUACAUUGAUCCACAUUAGCACAAAAACGGACACGGACAAAUACAGUCUGCAUCAGUGCUCGCCAACAAACCGCCCAUAGGAAAUUCACCAUACCUUGUACAUAGAACUCACCAUCGAUCAGUAAAUUCACCACCAGAACUUUUCGCUUGUUUACCAACGCAAAUUUCAAUUGUAGGAGGUCAAUGAAGCAGGAUUUCACGAUUUUCAACUUCACAUAAAAUUAACACACACAAUGUUUACAGAGAGAGGGAGAGUUACUCUCUCGUUGUUCAUGUCUGUGAAACAUAUACAGGGUGAGAUAAAAUAAAUUGCAACAAAGUCGAAGGCCAUAAUUUUUAUAUUUUUUUAAAUUUUAUUGAAUGAAAGCAAAAAAUGUCGGAAAUAGCAUCAAGUUUUGGAAUAAGUUUAGAUUUGUUCGAAUUGGUCACCUUUGGCACGAAUUUUGGCCUUCAAACGGCCAAUUAAACCGUCACACACUGCCCAAAUGUUGCUCUGCGGUAUUUUGGCCCAUACCCGGCGAAGCGCUUGCUUGAUGUGAUCAACACUUUGGUAUUUUUUAGUGCCAACCUUGCUUUCCAAAAUACUCCAGACACAAUAGUCCAACGGAUUGGUAUCCGGAGAUUUUGCUGGCCAUUUUGCGCUGGACAUGAAGCGAGGAACCUCAUUUUGUAACAAUUCUUGAGUGGCACGUGCUGAGUGCGAUGGUACUGAGUUAUGUUGGAAUGUCCAGGGUCUGCGGCCAAAAUGUUUGCGUUGCCAAGGCUUUAAUAUAUCCUCCAGAAUAUUUUUUGGCGAUAAUAUUCGGCAUUCAUUCUGAUGCCAUGGUCGAUUAAUACGAGCGGAGAGCGGUUGUUAUGGUGGCCCACACCAUCACCAUGGGCGGCGCUUGAGUUCUGGUGGCCAACCGAACAAUUUGCACAUUUCAGCUCUUUGGCAAGUAUACACGAUCAUGUUGUUUGUUUACAAACUGCUGGACAACGAGUGUUUUCUCAUCGGAGAAAACCAAAUUCGGUAGUUUACCACUUUCGGCGAAGCGAAGCAACUUUUAGCUCUUUUAAGUCUAUUUUCUUUCUAUUGCGGUGUAAGUUCUUGCACUUUUAGGAAUUUCAAUGACUUUACCCCGAGCUCAUUUUUCAAUAUUUGUCGAAUGGAAUAUUGCGAUAUGUUCAGCGCAUGAGCCAUUUUUCGGCCACUGCGACGCGGGUUUCGAUCAAGUCGCUUCUUUACUUUUCGAACAAUUUCUGCUGAUGUUGCUGUUUUCUUUCGUCCACUUCCUUGACGUCGGGCUACGCUACCAGGAUCACGUCAACGAGCGAUGGUAGGAGGCACAAAAGAUUUAUUCACAUUUAAAUGCUAGAGUGCUCUAACCAUAGCUAUUUUUGGUUUUCUUGCCAAAUAUAAAGAAAUCAUACUAUCAUGCUUGAAUUCCGUCACGAAUAACAUUUUUCUGGAAACUUCUCACCAAAAUGCUUUUGUACGCUUGUAAACAAUAUAAUGAGCUCUCACUGGAAUAAUUUUAACAGCUGUCGGACGAGUUGCUUAGAAAUGACUGCAGUCUGAAGUUGGUUGUAGUUUUUUCAUCUCAACCUGUAAACUCAUCACAAGAACUUUUCGCUGAUUUACCAACGCAAAUUUCAAUUGCAGGAGGUCAAUGAAGCAGGACGUCCGGUCGCUUGAUUUCAUGUUUUUAAAUUUCGCAUAGAAUUAGCACAAGAGAAGAAGAGACUCUCUCGAUGUUCAUAUCUGUGAAACAUACACAAUCAAAGCUCUCGUAUUGGUAGACCAAUGCUAGCCAGCCACUAUGAAUAUGUGUAGGGUGUGGUGAAUUGCCCAUGGGCGGUGUGUUGGCGAGCGCGGGUCUACAUCUUCGCCUGGUAAAUAGGCUUACAAAUAACUCAGUGAAAUUAAACUCUCCACACGAAAUUGUUUUCACCAGAAUAACGAUUUUCCUGUCUACAGAUUUCUUUCUCUCUCUCACGUCCAAUACUUCUUGGAAAAUAUUUCAAUUCCAUACUCGGCAUUACCCAUCUCACAGGCUCUUAGAGCAAAAAGGAAUAAUUUGCAUUUUCUCUUUCUGCUAUAUUAAGUUUUUUUUUUUUUUUUUUUUCAAAAAAUUACAUAUAUUUUUGUUAUUUUAUUUAUAAUAAUAUUUAUUUAAUGUUCAUUAUUUAAGGCAUUUAAAUAAAAUGCCACCCAAUUAUUCUAAGAAUUCAAAAGUAAACAAAAUUUAAUGGAAAAUCGUGAAAAUAUUUUUCUAAAUUUACAUUUAGCAAACUUCUAUCAUAACUCUAGCUUGUAAUAUUUAUUAUUAUAUAAUUUUUAUUAUUUUGUAUUCAAAUAAAUAUUUAAUUAUUGUAUUGUAUAUGAAACCACAAGAAAAACACACACCAACGUACACACACACACUAUCAAUUAAAUAUUACGUAAUUAGUAUACUAUUGAAAAAUUAUGUUAAUUUUUUCUUAAUAUUUAAUAUUAAACAACAACAACAAAGUGGAAAAUUAAAAAAAAAAACAAAAACAAAAACCCCAUUGUAACGAUGACGAGAAAACUUAAUUACAACCCAAUAUGAAAAAUCUCUCCCAAUUGAAAAAUCGUAAAAAUAAAUCAAAUGUUCAAAACAAAAACAAAGUGGAA
This is a messenger RNA of Musca domestica (house fly), 7150 nucleotides long. RefSeq names its product protein CBFA2T2 (gene nvy). The record is from RefSeq and is a predicted model, not a curated record. NCBI's taxonomy places the organism in Eukaryota, Metazoa, Arthropoda, Insecta, Diptera, Muscidae. Bases 1490 to 3457 code for a protein of 655 amino acids. Gene Ontology annotation, molecular function: transcription corepressor activity. Gene Ontology annotation, cellular component: nucleus. Gene Ontology annotation, biological process: negative regulation of DNA-templated transcription; DNA-templated transcription. The transcript has 7 exons.